AUGGGGUGGCAGCAAAACGAGCAAACGGUGCGUGAGCUGGAGCUGCGGGUGAAACAGCAGUCGGUGGAGGUGGAGAAGGGCAGUGCGCUGCGUCAGAGGGUGACACAGGAGAAGGCCCAGUUGGAGAUUCAAAUUGCAUCCAUGGGCGCCGAACUGCAGGAGGCCAACAGACGGAAUUUGAUUUUGCUGAAGGAGAAGGAGCAGCAGAGGGAGCAGCAUGAGCUAACUGUACAGAAGUUCCAAACCAAAAAUGAGACUGACAUGCGCCACUUGCAUCAGGAACAUGCUCUGUCUGCUGCCAAGGCCUCUGAGUUGAUGGACGACUUUGAGAACACUGUAGCUCUACUCAAACAGCAGCUCCUGGACAGUGAACACCGAAGACUCCAACAAGCCAGGGAUCAAGAGACGGAGUUUCAGCGGGAAAAAGAUGAAGUGCAGAUCAACUGUGAGAAAAAGGUUUUGGCAAUCCAAACUGAAGCAGAGAAAGAGAGAGUAGAGGCUAAGAGGAAAAUAUCCAAACUAGAAGAUGCACUCAGGUACAUGGAGAGCCAGACCGCAGUUAAUUUUCCCUCAUAUUCCAAAUGA
Messenger RNA from Notothenia coriiceps (black rockcod), 585 nucleotides. Its product is annotated as centrosomal protein of 112 kDa-like. The record is from RefSeq and is a predicted model, not a curated record. The transcript is spliced from 7 exons. Bases 1 to 585 code for a protein of 194 amino acids. Lineage: Eukaryota; Metazoa; Chordata; Actinopteri; Perciformes; Nototheniidae.